This is a messenger RNA of Sodiomyces alkalinus F11, 1506 nucleotides long. RefSeq names its product pantothenate transporter liz1. Gene Ontology annotation, cellular component: plasma membrane. Gene Ontology annotation, molecular function: transmembrane transporter activity. The record is from RefSeq and is a predicted model, not a curated record. The transcript is spliced from 2 exons. Gene Ontology annotation, biological process: transmembrane transport. Lineage: Eukaryota; Fungi; Ascomycota; Sordariomycetes; Glomerellales; Plectosphaerellaceae. The coding region runs from base 1 to 1506 and encodes 501 amino acids.
AUGCAAGUCGAGGCCAAACAUCCGUCGGAGACUCCCCAGAACAAGGGAGAGUUGUCCUCCGACACACGCUCGUCGGAGCAGGACCUCGAGCAGCGCCAAUAUGACGCAGACGUCCAGUGCCCGCCGUCCACGACGGACAGGAGGCUCAUGACCAAGAUCGACUUUCACGUCGUGCCUUUUCUAUGCAUCAUGUAUCUUCUCGCUUUCCUAGACCGGGUCAACAUCGCCAACGCCAACGUCUUCGGCCUAUCGGAAGAGCUCGAGCUCACAGGCACCCUCUACAACAACGCCCUGGUCGUCUUCUUCGUGCCGUACAUCCUGCUGGAGAUCCCGUCCAACAUCCUCCUCAAGAAGUUCAAGCCCCACGUCUGGCUGAGCGUCAACAUGUUCGGCUUCGGCCUCAUCACCCUCAUCCAGGGCUUCGUCACCAGCUACGGGGGGCUCGUCACCACGCGCUUCUUCCUCGGCGUCUUCGAGACCGGCAUGUUCCCGGGCGCCUUCUACCUCAUCGGCAUGUGGUACCGGCGCCACGAGGCCCAGAAGCGCUUCUCCUUCUUUUUUAACAGCACCACCCUGGCCGGCGCCUUCGGCGGGCUCCUCGCCGCCGCCAUCGGCAAGAUGCACGGCGUCCGCGGCUACCAGGGCUGGCGCUGGAUUUUCAUUCUCGAGGGCCUCCUGACCGUUGUCGUUAGCUUCUUCUUCUACUUUUGGCUGCCCGACUUCCCCGAGGACGCCAAGUGGCUCUCCCCCGAGGAGAAGACCUAUGUCGCGGCCCGGCUGCGCCUCGACCAGGGCUCCUCGGGCCACGCGCGCAAGACCACCCUCCGCGACGUCGGCACCGUGUUCAAGGACUACAAGGUCAUCGUCGGCGGGUUCAUGUAUUUCGGGCUCAUCGUCCCGGCCUACGGCUACGCCUACUUCGCCCCCGGCAUCAUCCAGGGGUAUGGCGGCUACUCGGCCAUCGAGACCCAGCUACACAGCGUCCCGCCCUGGGCCGUGGCUUUCGUUUUCAGCAUGGCCGUCGCCGUCGUCUCGGACCGUCUGCGCCACCGCUUCGCCCUGGCCGUCUUCGCCAUCUGCGUGGCCAUCGCCGGCUUUGGCAUCCUCAUCUCCGUCACCGAGAGCAUCGCCCCGCGCUUCGCCGGCCUGUACCUGGUCGCGUCCGGCGCCUACACCGCCAUGCCCAUCAUCGUGUGCUGGUUUAACAUGAACUUGGGCGGCCAUUACCGCCGCGCCGUCGGGAGUGCGUGGCAGGUCAGCUUCGGCAACAUUGGCGGGAUCAUCGCCGUCUUCGCGUUCCUCAAGACGGAUGCGCCUCGCUUUAUCACGGGGUACAGCAUCUGCAUCUCGUUCACGGUGUUGAGCAUGAUUUCUUGCUGCGUCUACGGCGUGGGGUGCUGGGUUGCGAACAGGAACCGGGAUAAGAACCCGAUCGAUCGCGAGUUGACGGAGGAGGAGAAGAUGGAUUUGGGAGACAUGUCGCCAGAGUACCGGUAUUUGCUAUAA